Messenger RNA from Sclerotinia trifoliorum, 6583 nucleotides. NCBI's taxonomy places the organism in Eukaryota, Fungi, Ascomycota, Leotiomycetes, Helotiales, Sclerotiniaceae. The record is from the annotation of a GenBank genome assembly.
CACACCAUUGAAUUCGAGCAAUAACAAAUACUCGUACACUGCACUUGCACAAUGGUCUCUAUUUCUGGCUUUUUAAAUAAACUCCAUGCCAUGUCACCGAGCGUUAUUUCUUACUCGUAAAUAACAUUCUACCAUCUGAUGACCCCAUCACCACCAGCAACGAUGGGGAAAAGAGACGACAUAUGUUCUAUUCUUGGGUAUGAGAAGGAUAAGCCUACCAAAGAUUGUCGAAAUCUGUUAAAAGCCACUUCGGCGUUCCUGGCCGACUAUGAAGCCCGUGGGAACAAGGUUUACGGUAGAAAAGCCGAGUCCAUUGGAGGUCGGUUGUGUGCGCUAAAUUUUCUCGAGGAAGAAGGCAGAGGAGAGAGGUUUUGGCCGCCUACAUCAGAUGGAAGCCUAGUUUACGAAGACGCCCGUGAUAAAGAGACGUUAGUGAAGCCAUCUUCCUUUUUGAUUAUGCCGCCGUAUUCUGAGCAUUCUGAUUUUAGUAUCGUCGAUCAUGUAGCCGACCUUUUUCUCAUCCACGCACGAUCAAACUAUACCAAACUGGUGUGUACUUGUCUAAAUUUUUUUCUUUUGAAAUGUGGCAUGUCUGAUGGAUGGGCCUCGCUUUAUUUCUCAUGAUUUGCGAGCGUGUUAAUUUCCCGUGUGGGAGCUAACGCCACAAUCGUGCAGCAUGCGAAACGCAGGAGCCAGAAAUACAAUGCUACCUCUCCAUCAUCAAAUGUUAACAAUGAACAUAUUAGCAAUAAGCCCGCGACCUCGAUUGAACCUGAGGUAUUUCUUUCUGUAGCCAUUUUAUCGUGUAUUAUUGUACACUGACCGUGUGUGUAGGAAACGUACUUGGAAGACGAAGAGCCACAAUUCACUUAUAGUUCAUCUUUAAUGACCAUCAAACCGGAAUUAUGUCUUACCCCCUGGUUAGAUCCACCAAAAAGGUUUGAUCGUAACGUGGCUAUGCCAUGGGUAGAAAGCCUUAACCCCAAGAGCCUUCCAGACCCCCCUGUGCGAUUAGGGAAGAACUGGUUAUCACAGGUUGUGCCCUCAAUUGUAUACUUUUCCAUGGAUGUUAACUUGAGUGUAGGAGACUGUAAGGUGGCCUGCGGCGGUUGAUAAGGAAAUCCAGUAUUUUAUGCAUCGAUGGGUUUUCUAUUACAGGACGGAUUUGGAGGAUGGGGCAGAUGAGGGAAUUCAAAGUCUUGUGAAUCUUUUGAGAAACGACAAGGGCUCAAAUACGGAACUUGACAGUACACAAAUCCGGGAAUUCGAGAAGCGAAUCGUUGAUAGAGUAAAAUUUUUCACGGAGACAUUCGUCAAUCAUCAAUUUGUUGAAUUCCAAGCCGACGGUGCCCCUCAGAUGACGGCAAGAUUUCGCGCAAUAUGGACAACUCUCAAGUAUGAAACACCGACUCCUCGCAUUAUCAAUCGACGCCGGAGUGUUGAAAAAGAAGCGCCGAAAGAGAGCCCACGGAAGCGACGGAAACUAUCGAAGAAGGCUGAAGACAAUGCGCCGGAUGGUAAUCGACCAAAGAGGAAACCUUGGAGCGAACAUGCCUGGAGACGCAAAACGAUUCCCCCGCCUGCUGAUAUGACAUUUCCAAAUUUGUUGUCCAGGAAAAGUUCCAACAGCGAUCCCGUGACCGCGGCAGAGUCACCUCAAGACGGUUUAGAUGACGAAGAUAGUGAAGAAGAAGUAUUUGAAAACUGUGAGAAACACGAAGGGUCUGAGGUACGAUCUACCAUAUCACAAACUCCAUUUCUGUUCGCAUCACUCAUUAUGUUUAUAGACUACAAUGCGAACUUCAAAGAUAUCAGUUGAGAUCCCUCCACCCAACAAAGCUACGACUUCCAGAUGCGAUGCAAUCGUUGACAUGGAAGAGGAAUCUACCAUAGAAGUUUUACAGUUCGGCGCGACAGUGAUCGAAGUAUCAGAUAAUGAAAACUUUAGCGCAACAACAAAAGCAUUACCAUCUAAUCGAGAAGAAAUGGCAAAAACUCUAUCUCCAAAUCCAGAUGAUACGGUGACGCCUGAAACUAUGCCUCCACAAAGUGGAGCCAAAGUUUCUGAAGCAAAACUAAUUCUUGCGCACCAGUCGGAUAGGAUAUCAGAAGAUUGUGAUGGGUUCUCACAAGAGCCUCAGUUAUCAAAUGUCACCGUCAUCCCAAAGCCAUCAUUGGAGAUCAUCACAGUUGGGUGUGAAGUCAACAAAGUGAUGGACGCUCACAAAGAAGUGACUGCUAGUGUCCAGGAACCACCCCAGACCGAGCCUCAGAGUCAGCUUCCGCAGACUGCAAUUUCAUCUUCGGUACCUACGAUAAAUGGAACGCCGGAAGACAUUGGCGAAGCAAGCAGCCAGCCUAUGGACCUUGAUGAGCAUGAGAAUCCUUCUAAGCACGAGUUGGUGAAAUCGGCAAAUCCAACGCAGAUAGCAAGCCAAACUGAUGAGCUUAUGAGAGGCGUCACUUCACCAUAUCUAAAUCCAACAGAAAAUCAAAGUCACAAUGCUCCCACUUCCACCGUGGCGUGGACAAAAAUUUCAUCAAGCAAUCAAAAAAAAUAUGGUCCUUUUCACGACCUUGAAAUUUUGAACCACAUCUUUUCAUCGAGUGCCUCACGGCCCGUGGACACCAACCGUGCGUCUAGUAUCUCCAGUAUUUCCCCAACAUCAAUUACAGAGGCCCAUAAACGUGAACCGGGUACCGAUUUCAAUUCAGUUAACGCCAUACAAAACUCUGUGUUCCCACGAACCUCACCCUCGGUUGAGUCUAAUUUGAACAGUGAUUCGCACGACAAACAACCGAGCAAGGACGAAAUAUCCGUAGUUAGUCAGUCUGCAGUUUGCCAACCCGUCCUUGAAGAAUCAAACUAUUCAGCGCGCAGCCCUGAAAUUGUCCAUCCUCACCCUGGCGACCCCAUCAAGAUUCCCUCUAUAGGUGUUCCACAAACAUCACAGAAAUUACGCGAAAAAAUCGCACGAACCCCACUGCCAUCCAUUCCAUUGUCAUCAGAGGGUGCCCGGUCGCCUACUGCUCAACAAUCUACCACAAUCAUCGGAGAAUGCCACAAGCCACCUCAAUCACCGCAGAUGGUAUCGCAAAAGCCUGCUCAAAGCUCUCAAGUAACGGUCCGCGAUCCAUUGAUUGCCACUUUCCAACCUAUAAAUCGUCCAACGAAUGGUUCCAAUCCUUCUCCCUCAAACUAUUCACCUCCUUUGGCCACCGAACCACCACAACCUUCUUCCAUUUUCGCAAUCCAGAAUCCCGCAAUGAGUACAUAUCACGCAUCUAUUUCGCCGCAAGAAGUACCAAGUCAAAGUGAGAGGAAGGAGAAAAAUCAGUAUUACGGGCAUAACAAAGCUAUGCCCGCUCAAAAUAUUGUAUAUGAAAGUGUCCGCCCGGGUAAAUUGUCGGGAUCAUCCUGGUCCCGAGAUGCCCAUAUAAAUUCAUACUCUACGAACAAGCAGAAUGGAGUGUACCCGAUGGCCUUUAUCAAUAAACCGAUAGCAUCAAGCAGCGGCGUGUGGAUGCAGGAAACUUCCCGAAAAAGGCCACUAGAACGAACAAGCACAAAACCUCGGAAAACAAAGUCAAGAAAGAAGUUAGGGCCGUCUGAAAAGCCGAGUCCGAAAUUCGCCACUGUUAAAUACUCACAAGGCGAACCGACCCACGCAGACCAAAAUCUUCCUCCUCCGGCCAUCCAAACAGAAUCGCCACGGCAGACUAUUCAUGACCGGGAGAAUUCCCCUAGGCCACCGCAUCCAGAACUCAUCAAUCAUUUACGAAGUAUGGAUGAAAAGAUGGGGAUGAACUCAGGAGCUCCUCGGCAGCCCGCUUCCAAGACGACAAGUAUGCCUUCCCCCGCAUUAAACCAAAAGCCAAUCAAUCACGCCGAGAAUGUCGAUCGUAAUACAAUGUACUACGAUUCUAGGCAAGAACAGAAAAUUUUCAAUUACAUCGCCUCACAGGAAAAGAUGCACUCACCCGGUGUUCGACCUUCUCAAGAUUGGGGCAAGAACAAAACUUCCAUUGCUUCUCCAGCACAGUCCUACCAAAAUUCCAGCAUGUCGCAGAUACGGUCUUCACCUCCGGAAAAUCCAAUCGCACGAACUGAGCAAGCCACGGCUGAGUAUGGCAUGCAACCCGAUCAAAGAUCGCCUAACGUUGGAGAAGAAAAUAAAAAAAAUUCAUCAAGUAGCCUACAGCAAGGGCAUAGCAAUCCCAAGGCUAGCGAACAAUCCAAAAUUAAUUCUGGAACGGGCACCACACAGAAAUCGACACUAUCUAAUGCCAAUGCCAAACGCGGUUUCAUCGCUGAGAAUUGCAGUCAAUUGUCAAAUUCUGCACAUGUUGGUCAUUCCGAACAAGAGCGUUCUUUGGAGGCAGGGGCAAGACAGGAGGCACUUAUAACUAACGGACCAGGGCCUGUAACCACAAGUACUACAGUAACUAACUCUAACAUACCACGAGAUUUCCCAGAGCCACAAGGAACACAGAAUCGCGCACACAAUCACGUCCAGCAUUCAGACCCAACUCUGGCCAACCAAUAUGCAAACCAAGAGACACAAAGGCCCAGAAUUCACAACAAAACUCAAAAGAAUCCUUCUUCCCCAGAAUCAUAUAGGUCACAGGAUCCAUGGUGGAACUCUUUAGCAGCCAAUUACGGCAUCGAGAAAAUAUCACAACAAAUAUCGAGAGCCGCCCCUCAGUCUGCUCCUAGCGUGCUACACGAUAGCUCGUUGGCUAAUGCUACACCCGUUUCAACAGUACAAACUGCGCCCCAGGUUCAAGUAGGGAUUCAGGACUACCUACCUGACACGAGAAAAGUGGCAUCUUCAGUUACAAGACCUCCGCCUUCUACAGGUGUUGAAUCCUCCAAGUUAUUGCACCAAACUCCAGAAAGUCAGCGUGUCAAUCAUUCUUCGGUGCAACCAUCUAAUACACAAGGUUCACCACCACAAAGCUACUCUGGUAAGCAAUAUGAGACGCAGCCAUCACCAACGCAGCAAUCGAAUUCAGCAGUUCAGAUUUUGCAGCCUCGGUCUGGCACGCGGACUUCAGCUCCACUUAACCAAUUUCCGAAUCAAGCUCCAAGCCCCUCGUCACAUGGAAGUGUUCCAUCCCCAAAAAUUCAGUUUUAUCAGUCUUCAAGCCAAUUUUCUAGUCAUCCUAAUGCAUCACCAAAGCCCCAAUACACCACCGAUAGAAUUGGGCGACCUUCCAGUACAAAAACUUCCAAUUUCCAACACCAAUCUCCCAGUCAAUCGAUCGUGCAAUCCGCAAUUAUCCAGAACGCAGUGCCGCAAAGUCAAUAUACAAAUCGAUCACCUACACAGUUCUUCCCCUUCCAAGCUUCAUCUCCGCAGAACCAAUAUACUGCCACAUCUGCAACCAAACAGGCUUCUUUAGCUCCAGUUGUCAACAAUGCGGAGUACAACGAGCGACAGGAUCACGCAGCCCCACAAUAUCAAUACGAUAAGCGGCCGCAGCAACCAAUUGAGCCUCAAUCAUUCACGAUGCAGGCACAACAGAAAAGCUACCAUGGGCAACAACCUCAUGAUUGGACAAAAUAUCGAUUGAAAGAUGCGAGUCCUCAGGGCAUGAUGCACCCGGUCAAUUUAUCUCCCAGACAGCCUCCUAUUACUAAAUAUCAAGUUGUAAACGCAUCUCCGGUGCGACCUUCAACAAUUCAGAUCCCCACAACUCGGUCGCCAUCGGCGUCUACCAUGCCUACUAUACUCAAUCCUAGUCUUCCGCCAACACCUCCAACCCCGGCUGGGAUUUCUACCCCAAAAUCAGAUCCCAUGUCCCUAUACCCAUCGGCAAACCAUCCUCUUGCAGGGAUGGCUCCGCGACAUCACGCACCGGCCGUCAUUUCAAACCCUAUAGUUGAUAACACAUCUCAAUAUUAUCCCGGUGCGAUGGUUCGUCCGCUGCAUCAGACACCGGCGGCAAUUUCCAGCCCCAGACUUGACACACUUUCUCAAUACUCGCCUUCUACCCACCUGCUAACCACUCCGCAAGAAACACCCACAACGCCACAAGAAUCCGGACCGAAACUCGACUUCUAUCUGCAACGAUCCAAUUCCAUUAUUGACACGACUAUUUCCUUCUCUUAUCAUUACAUGGAAGCGCUCUCCCUAUCCAACCUGUUCUCAUUUUUCUCACAACGCUCCGGCAUAGCUCUGGAGAGAUUAGAUGAACUUACCUUCCGAUGCAUGUUUGGAGAGUACCAACAAUUUGUGAUUGGAAAGGAUAUGGGAGACGGGGAAUGGAAACGAGCUCGGAAGAGAAUUUGGAGAAACUGGGACAGGGAAGUGAGGACGGCGAAACAAAAAGGAGAUGAUGAGGAUGAGGAAUUCUGGGAAGUUAACAUCUUGAUUGGAAAAUGUGCGUAGAUGAUUUGGGGAUUGUCAGUCUCGGCCACUUUGAGCCCAAUAAAUGUUCAUUUCGACAAUAAAUGUUCAUUUCGACAAUAUAUGUGUAGAUAGCUAUUUGGAUUGUAAAUACACCCACUCACUACCUACCGAUCAUGCAUGCUUUCGAUAAAUUUAAUACAUAUACAGCAAUGCAAUCAAUAAGAUUU